AGUUGGAUAAAACGCGCUCAAGGCAGCUUUGUCAAUAAAAGUUUCCAUCGAUCUCUGCGAAGGUCUUCGGCUUGGUAAAUGCAGGUGUUCCACUAAUCGGAUGACUUCACUAUCUUUUACAUUCUUCUGAAGCCGUAGUAAAGGGGUAACGGUUUCUAUGAACCCAUAGUUGUUUCGAAAUAAUCGAUCGACAGCACACCAUAUUUUCUGCUUGGUGGAGAGUUGCAGUUUCUGUUUUCGGAUACACAAAACAAUAAUUUAUAUUAAUACAAGUCUUCCUGUUAUAAUUAAAAAAUUAAUUCCUACGGUUUUAGAAGAUAAUGUUUAGAAUCAAAUUACAUUUGUUUUUUAUACCAGUAAUAAUUUGCCUAAAUAAUAUUUAUGUAUUAGGGUUCGUUGAUUACAAUAUCACUAUGGAGAAUAAUCAUAUGUUUCCUUUCUCGACUUCUGAAGUAAACUCAAAUAUUUUUGAGCAUGACAAGAAGCUUAUCCAGCUACAUAUCUUAUUUCGGCACGGAAUGCGUGCUCCUGACUUCUUAUAUCCAUCGGAUCCGAAUCCAGAAGCUAUGUGGAAAGAAGGACUUGGUCGACUUACUCAGCUCGGUAAAUUCCAGAGCUAUGCACUGGGACGGCAACUAAGGUGGAAGUAUAAGGACUUCAUAUCAUCUCAUCCACAAGAGGUGGAAGUGAUAAGUGGUGAAAAGAAUCGGUGUAUUCUGAGUGCUCUCUGUCAUGUGGCUGCACUCUAUGCUCCUAAUUGUAACUGGGAAUUCUUACCGAAUUUUCCUUGGCAACCAAUACCAGUAAAGUAUAACAGUAUAGGAAGUGACAAAUAUUUAGGAACAGAUAAAGAAUGUCCUGCAGCAAGAAAAGCAGCGGAAGAAAUGUUAGAAACAGAAGAAGGUAAAGAGUUUUUAGAAUCUCAUAAGGUAGGCGAAAUUUCUUUGAAUGGUUGAUUAUUCCUGCUGAGC
Messenger RNA from Stegodyphus dumicola, 971 nucleotides. Its product is annotated as prostatic acid phosphatase-like. The record is from RefSeq and is a predicted model, not a curated record. Lineage: Eukaryota; Metazoa; Arthropoda; Arachnida; Araneae; Eresidae.